Molecule: messenger RNA, 5353 nt
Organism: Anarrhichthys ocellatus (wolf-eel)
Lineage: Eukaryota; Metazoa; Chordata; Actinopteri; Perciformes; Anarhichadidae
Gene: espn
Product: espin
Exons: 15
Coding region: 499-3273 (924 amino acids)
Biological process (GO): actin filament bundle assembly
Cellular component (GO): cytoplasm
Molecular function (GO): actin filament binding
Source: RefSeq, a predicted model, not a curated record
GCCAUCUGCUAUAGCAAGAAAAACACUGCGGAAUAUUCUUCGAGGCACAUGACGUUGGCAAACAGGGUGAAUAAACGCAUUAAAACAAAGAUAGUUUAGUGGGACGCAUACACCAAAACGUGCGCAACAGGUGUUCAGCAUCCCGUGGGCGCCAGAGAGAAAAGACGCGGAUAAAUAAAUGAGCCACAUCGUCGGGCAAAACAUAGAAAGCAGGUCAGUUUAUCGCUCAGAUAAAUAACAGUGGACUGAGUUGUAUUUCAACAUGUAAAAUAUAUCGCGUAUUUAAAUGUGUAUGAACGGAAACUGUCAUCGCCUUUGAUCAUUUGGCUCUGGGAUGGUGAACUGGAGCGGCUGCUGAGUUUCCCCACAAAACCAACCGGGUGACUGACAUGAUCUGAAACUUUGUAAAUACAAUGCCGACCCCCAUCAGCGCGGUGAACUGAUCGGGCUCAACGCAGGCCACUAAAGGAAGGAGUCGUCCGAUCUACAGGAGCAGCGAUGGGCGUGGAGGGGGACAUAACGCUGCUCGCCGCAAGGCAAGGGGACGUGCAGACUCUCAAAUUGCAAUUAGCGCAAAAAGCGCUCACCAGCGACGUGGCGGACGUGCUGGGGGCUUCACCGGUCCACCACGCCGCCCGAGCGGGGAAACUAACCUGCCUGCGCUUCCUGGUGGAGGAGGCAGGGCUGGCGGGUAACUGCCUGGCGAACAACGGGGCAAGCCCGGCGCAUGACGCGGCAGCCACCGGCAACCUGGCCUGCUUACAGUGGCUGCUGACCCAGGGUGGAUGUCGGCCAGAGGACCGGGACAGUUCUGGUGCCACCAUUCUCCACCUCGCAUCCCGCUUCAGUCACCAUGAGAUCACUGACUGGCUGCUGAAGAGUGGCGAGGUGGACCCCGGGGCCUCCACCGAUACAGGCGCCGUACCUGUUCACUAUGCUGCUGCCAAGGGAGACCUGCCCUCUCUCCGACUGCUACUGGGGCACAGCCCAAAUUCAGUGUCAGACCCACCAGUGCCCUGCAGAGAUAACACCUUCCUGUGUGGACCGGUACAACUAGACGGACACAGCGUUGUCAACUCCCAAACUAAGAAUGGUGCCACUCCGCUCUACCUGGCAUGCCAGGAGGGUCAUCUGGAGGUCGUCCAAUACCUGGUCAAGGACUGUGGGGCAGAUCCAAGCAUCAGAGCCAAUGACGGGAUGACACCUCUGCACGCUGCUGCCCAGAUGGGCCACAACACCGUCAUUGUCUGGCUGAUGAAUUUCACAGAGAUCAGCCUGACGGGCAGGGACAGUGACGGGGCCACGGCCAUGCACUUUGCAGCCAGUCGAGGUCACGCAAAGGUGCUCAGCUGGCUGCUGCUGCACGGCGGAGAGAUCGUCACUGACAAUUGGGGAGGAACCCCACUUCAUGACGCUGCAGAGAACGGUGAACUGGAGUGCUGUCAGAUCCUUGUGGUCAAUGGGGUGGACCUGGGCAUCAAGGACCUGGACGGUUUCGCAGGAGCAGAUCUGGCUGAAUACAACGGCCACUCCCAGUGUGCCAAGUAUCUGCACACUGUGCAGAACAUGAGUGUGGAGCACCGUGUUUUGUCACGGGACCCCUCGAUGGACCUCGAGUACAAGCAGCCGGACUCGGGCCUCUCGUCCCCAAACACCACCAUGCCCCCCCCCGUCAGCCAGGUGGCACACUUUGAUAUCAGUUCACCAUCCAGCUCCCUGUCCAACUACGACUCAGCCAACUCCAGCCAAUCCAGCACUGGGGAGAAAAGGAGCAGCCUGACAACAUCACGGGGCCCACCCGCUCAGCUGAACACGGUCGCACACACAGGUGCAUCAGAGUCAGCCAUUUCAGACAUGCAGGCGUACAUGGACAUGCUAAACCCAGACAUUGGCUCCGACGUGCCCAAAAAGAAUGAGAUACCCGCUGAUACUGCCUCCAAGCCCCCCCCACCACCACCACCACCACCAGCCUUUCCACCCCCACCUCCCCCACAGUCUCCCCCGGCGCCCCCUCCACCCCCGACCUACCCGGCGCCACAGCCCCCUCAGGAGCCGACAUCAGCGGAGUUCCUGAAGGUGAAAAGCAACUUGCGUCACGUGGAGAGCAGCACCAGCAAGACGGAGCUGACUCCUGGAGAAAGCCACGACAAACUGCGGCGUGUGGAUUCAAACAGGAGGUCAAGGAGCUUCAGCAAGCAGCCCAGCACUGGGGACUACUACAAGGCCCUGGGCAGCGACUUAGCCGAGCCCCGAGGGAGCAAAAGCAUGGCGCCCAACGAGGAGGGCUCCGUGUUAUUGGAGGAGCCUAGCGACAGCCCCGCCCACAGCUCAGAGAAUGCCACCACAGAGGAGUCGGCGGCGCCCCCACCUCCUCCUCCACCUCCGCCUCCUCUUCCUGCGAGCAAUCACACACCGACACCACCUCCACCUCCUCCAUUGCCCCCGGAGACGGCAACCACCCACAAUCGCUCUGCCAGUAGCACCUCCUCCAACCAGCGACGUCUAUCUUCCUCAUCAGGAAGCACAAAAUCUUUCAACAUGAUGUCCCCCACUGGCGACAACUCGGAGCUGCUGGCAGAGAUCAAAGCAGGGAAGAGCCUCAAGCCAACACCUCACAGUAAAGGCUACACCACUGUGUUUUCCAACAGCGGACCCACAGGCAACAAUGAAAACACUGCAUCACCACCAGAGACCCGCACAUCUAGCCCACUAGCCAAGCCAUCGUCCACUCCACCAUCCGAUAGGUCGCUCGCCUCACCACCGGCCACCCCUAGUCCUAGUCCCAGUCCUACUGGUUCUGGAUCUGCCAGGACCAUGUCGACCUCUGCUAGCUACGAGCAACUGUCCUCCAAUGCCGUUAUUAAUGGGAACGGUGGCGGAGCAGAGUCGGGGCGAAAGAUGAGCCUUGCGGACGUGGAAGCGCUAGUGCCCACUCUUGACGAACAGGGGAAAGCGAUCCCUGAAUGGAAGAGACAGGUGAUGGUGCGAAAGCUUCAGGUCAAGAUGCAAGAGGAGGAGGAGCACAAGCGCAAGGAUGAGGAGGAGGCUACACGCCUGGCAUCGAUGCCGGCCUGGAGGAGAGACAUGAUGAAGAAGAAAAUGGAUGAAGAGAGGGAACAAAAAAGAAAAGUGGAGCAGCAGGCCAAACAGGUGAAAGAUAUGGAGGAGAAGACGGAGCUGGAGCGACUACGGAACCUGGGUUACGACGAGACCAAGCUGGCCCCCUGGCAGCGACAGAUCAUUCUGAAGAAAGGGGAUAUAGCCAAACAGUGAACUGGGCCGUCUCUCUCCCUACAAUCCCCCGCCCUCCCACACCCACCCCCAAGGCCUUCACUGAACACCUUCCCCAUCCCUGAUCCUCCACCCUGCACUGUAUACUGGACAGCGGGGGAGAGCUUGUCUCCUCUGCACCCUGUCUUCGACCUCCAGAAACACAGGACCAUACUGACCAUUUGCUGCUGUCCACACCGGCUUUGAGGCUCAGCGUGGGUGGCAUUACUCACCGCCCUCCACUGAAAGUCUCAUUGACACAAACUCUUGGUCUUUUAGUGCUAACAAUAACUAUGACAAUGCGCUGAUUCUCCUCGCUUAAGACGCUUGCUAUAAAUGUGUCCUUAACUCAACUAAGGUUAUCUUGUAGUAUCUAUACUUGCUUUCCUCUAAAUCAAUCGCAGCUAUUUCCCAUAGAAGAGUUGCUGAAACAAACAGGUGUGGGAUAGAUUGAAACGGGCUACUGGUGAGCAUUUUGCCAUGGGUCAUUGCAUGUCUAUUUUCCCUCCAUUAGCCAUACUCACCAUUAUGUAAUAAAUGGAAAAGUAGCUCUAUUACAGUUGUGUCACCUGAAGGUGGCAUGGACAUACUCGGCAAAUGCUUAUUAAACCCUGAAGCAGCUAAUGCAUUCUGUAUGUAGACAAUAUCAUAUCUUAGUCAUGGGAUUUUUUUUUUUUUUUUUUUUUCAUCAAGCUCAUCGAAGCACUUUCUAAAUUACUUCAUUUUACUGCCAGAGCUGUAAUCCUAACAGUGCUCGAACUAACUCUGUUUCUUUAGGUAAGUGUGUUGUCAUUUGGACUAUUGGUGUAUAUGAUAAUUUAAAUAAUGUAAAGAUUCUGUAGCUGUGCAAAUUGAAUUUUACAAAAUAUCACUGGAAAAAUGAACCAAUUUAAGUUUUUCUAUAUGUGACCUAAAUGUUAAGCUGUUGUGAUCAUGAAUGUGAAUUGUUGCGUGCAUGUGUGCAUCGAGCAUGUUGUCAUGUAUUAUUAAGCAUAUUUGGACCCAGGACUCUAGAAUUUCAAUGAAAAACAAAAUACAAACAAACAAUCCUGCUAGGUUUCUUUUUGAACAUGGCCUUUCUAAAACAACAACAAGAAGAACAUGCCCAUGUGAAGUGCAGCAUCCAGAUGCCUCAUCUGCACACUGAAUAUUGCGAAGGUAGAGAGAAGACAUCAGUUUGUCCUGCGUCCUGUUCCGACCUUCGCCCCACUAACCUGGAGGAUAAAUCUUUGAUGAGCAGAUCUGCUUGCAGAAUACAGACUGUUCUCUGUCUGCAAGUAACAGCCGUAACAUUAAAAUGUGCUGUUCCUUAGAUAACGUCAGCUGUGUAUUCAUGAUCUGCAGCUGCAAGUGUGAAGAGUCCGGUUCCAAUACUCAAACAUCUGAUUAUAAUAAGGUGAACCAGACUUACACAAUGUACUGUAUAAUUCACAUUCGGGUAGAUACUUGUUAAGUGACAGAAGGUUGAUAAUUAUACAGCUAAUUUUAUUUAUAAUUUCUAACCCGUUUCUUCCAGUUCCAGGUUUUCAAACAUUCCUAGGAUUCACACAUCUGUUGGGCUUGGAUUUGGGUUUAAAUAUUGAAAUGUGGGAAAGCUGUGUUGAAUGUUUGUGGGUAACAUUUGCAAUGUGAGCAGAGCAUGAAUUAAGAGUAACUGAAGCUCACCAUCAUGUCGGAUGUCUCUUGCCGAGCGUGACACAUAAGUGUUCCCACACGUUGGAAAUGAGUCCCUAUGGUAACUACAUUUAUGUUGGAUGUACAGUUUUGCAGAAGUAGGGUAUCAAGCGUACACAUGUCAUGAAAGACAUGGUCCUGGUUGGGGAAUCAUUUGGAAAUAUUGAAAUUCACUUUCAUCGGAUGCCAUAUGAUGCUGAAAUUAAAAAUGAUGUAAACAUCAUUGCCAUUUGAUUUUCUAUAUAUAUAUAUUUAAACUCUGUAUAUAGUGACCCUCUCAGAUUUUUGUUGUUUCAUUGUUUCCAUAUUGCAUUAUAUUACAUGUCUCAGCCUUGCUUGAAUAGAAUGUUGGCUAAUUCAUGUAUAAUUAUAUUUUCAGACUGUUAAAAUGAAGACAAUAAAUCUUUAA